CAUAUGAUGCCGGUGGAGCAAGAGCGUGUCUGGUCUCGUCUAGUCUGGUCCGACCCCGUACCCGUUAGAAUUCCGAGAUUCAGCACCAUUCCAGGUUCGGGGUUCGGACGGAAAGGUGAACGGCGUCGAGGUGGAGGAGGAGGUUAAACGAGAGGUGGGCUUCCUUCUUCUUCGUGCUCUUCGGAAUUGUCAUAUUCCAUUCAAGUUGGGAGCAUCGCAUCCGCAUCCGCAUCGAGAUGGGAUUCUCCUCCUCCUUGAGCAUGAUGGGCUGUGCUUCUUGUGGAUUUGUACCCGAUAACAAGUCUCUUCUUCUGAGAGGGCCCUCGUCAAUGGGAGGAGGACGACUCCGUUGGUGGCCAAAACGUGGAAGCAGAGAAGGACCAAACUUGGUGGACUACAGCAUGCCUUUUAAGCUCAAGUCUCCACUAGGAAGAAGACUUGUCGUGUCUUCCCUUGAACCUCAGGAGGAAUUCUCUGGAAGAACCAGCCCAAAUGAGGUGAGGAAGGAGAUAGAAAUGUGCUAUGAACUUGUACACAAGCUUGGAAGGGGAGUAGUUUAUCUGGGUUCUUCCAGAGUAAGAUCAGACCAUUCACAUUACUGGCAAGCAGCAGAAUUGGCGAGAGAGAUUGCAAAUCUUUUGGACUGCACCACAUGGACAGGUGCUGGUCCUGGUCUCAUGGAUGCUGCGAUUAAAGGCGCUUUUGAUGCAAAGAAGCCAGUUGGUGGAUUCAAGAUAGCAAGGGAAUCAGGUGAAUGGACAACCUCAAACUUCCAUCCCUAUCUCCCUUCAGAGAUGUAUCUUACAUGCAGGUUCUUCUCAGCAAGGAAACAUGGGUUGGUGGAUGCUGCAGUGCGGAACAAUCCAUCUGACAGGACAGCUGUGGUUGCUUUUCCUGGUGGGAUUGGAACGUUAGAUGAGGUGUUCGAGAUUCUAGCAUUAAUUCAACUGGAGAGAAUUGGCUCAAAGCUUGCUGUCCCUUUCCUGCUUAUAAAUUAUGAUUCUUUUUAUACGAAGCUAUUAGAUUUCAUGGAUGAUUGCGAGAAAUGGGGAACUGUAGCUAGAGGAGAGGUUGCAUCAUUGUGGAAAGUUUGCAAUGGGAAUCUUGAAGCUUUGGAAUACUUGGCAGAGUUUUACAAUAUCUCUCAAAGCAGGAGGGAUUAUGACAUUAAAAUUGGUUCUGAGCAAGGAAUAGCUCUGUAGCGACCAAUUGAGCCUUGGUUUUGGAAGGCUGAAAUCUCAGCAUUUUUACUCAAACAAAAGGGGUGACAACCUGAUUGAGUUGACGCAAUUUCUGCUUGAUACUUGUGUCUGUUCUACUGCUGAAUAAUGACUUGUUGCACUGAAACUGUGUAUGAUUAUACAAAAUCACAUCAUCAUGAAGAUAUGGACAAUUCUUACCAAACAAGUGAAGAUAUGGACAAUUAGAUUCCUCUUAUGGCACGUAAGAUAUCAUUCCUUUUUUCAAUUAAAGAAGAAAUUCUAGCUCCGUGCUACAAUAGAACGAAUUGAACAGGUUGUGUUGGAUAUUAUUAUUUUGAGAAAAAAAUAUCUUCCUUGGGGG
Molecule: messenger RNA, 1563 nt
Organism: Elaeis guineensis (African oil palm)
Lineage: Eukaryota; Viridiplantae; Streptophyta; Magnoliopsida; Arecales; Arecaceae
Source: RefSeq, a predicted model, not a curated record